Molecule: messenger RNA, 1454 nt
Organism: Siniperca chuatsi (mandarin fish)
Lineage: Eukaryota; Metazoa; Chordata; Actinopteri; Centrarchiformes; Sinipercidae
Gene: bcas2
Product: BCAS2 pre-mRNA processing factor
Exons: 7
Coding region: 98-775 (225 amino acids)
Biological process (GO): mRNA processing
Cellular component (GO): precatalytic spliceosome; catalytic step 2 spliceosome; Prp19 complex
Source: RefSeq, a predicted model, not a curated record
GAAAACCGGAAAGCCUUGCCUUCAGUUAUCUGGAUAGGUUUUUCUUUAACUGAGAGAGACAUAAAGCAAACAUACUCAACAAUAUAGACUGAUUAAAAUGGCCGGAACGGCUUCAGUAGCUGGUGAAGUGUUCGUUGAUGCUUUGCCAUAUUUUGACCAAGGUUACGAUGCAGCAGGUGUCAGAGAAGCGGCUGCAGCGUUGGUGGAGGAGGAGACCAGAAGAUACCGACCUACCAAGAACUACCUGAGCUACUUGCCCACACCUGACUUCUCUACUUUUGAGACAGAAAUUAUGAGAAAUGAAUUUGAGCGGCUGGCGGCUCGGCAGCCCAUGGAUCUCCUGAGCAUGAAGAGAUAUGAGCUGCCAGCGCCCUCAUCAGGACAGAAGAAUGACAUUACAGCGUGGCAGGAGUGUGUGAACAACUCAAUGGCUCAACUAGAGCACCAGGCAGUCCGCAUUGAGAACCUGGAGCUCAUGGCGCAGUAUGGAACCAAUGCAUGGAAAGUCUAUAACGAUAACUUGGCCUUCAUGAUUGAAAUGGCUCAAAAGGAACUUCAGAAAUUCAGGAAGCAAAUUCAAGAUUUAAACUGGCAGCGUAAAAAUGAUCAGUUAGCAGGAGGAGCCAAACUGCGAGAGCUGGAGUCAAACUGGGUGUCUCUGGUCAGUAAGAACUAUGAGAUCGAGCGGGCCAUCGUCCAGCUGGAGAAUGAAAUAACUCAGCUCAGACAACAGCAGGGGGACGAGAACAAGGAGAACAUCAGACAGGACUUCUAGAGCAGCAGCAGCAGCUUUCACCUUCAUAGCACUGAUCUGCAAACUAAUGAUCCCUCAAUCAGACAGAUUUCAUCUUGUUUCAAAAGGCUAACUGGACUAAGAAGCAACCUGAGGAGGGGAAAGUUACCUGUAUGGAGAUUUAAAGUGAAACUGCUUAUGUUCAGCUGCAUUAUCAAAUAACAUUGACAUUCAGAAUGAGUUGCUGAGAAACCUCAGUGACAACACAUUUUAGCAGACUUCACGCCUCUUAUUCUACUGUAAAAACAGUGGUGGAUUAUGGUAUAAUGCAGCUUUUUGACUGUGCAGAUGUUUAAAGUGAGACUGUGUACAGUUUGGAACAAGAUAAAACACAUUCAUCUUCUUACAAAUGGAGAGUUGAAUUCAUAAGCAAUAACACAUCUUUACUCAAUUCAGUACACUCAUGUUUUGCUGUUACAGCCUCACUUGGUCACAGGUGACAUUAUUCAGUAAAAGUGACAUAAUCUCACUUUAAACAUUCUAAAGGUUUAAAUUUAUACCAGCAUGUUGGUUUCAAUCUUUCUACCAACACAGGAGUGUGUUUAGAAUUAAGUGUACAUAGUUUGUCAAGUCUGUCAAAGACAAAAUUAUUUGAGCCCCACCUUGACUUCCAUUCAUGUAAUUUUUUUAUGCUGUUUUAAUAAAAUGAGCAUUUCUUAUA